AUGGCGACGGGCCUGCUCCUGCUCAUCAUCACGCUCCAACUCGCCAUCUGGCGCACCGUCUCCCCUCCCACAUGCGCUACACAAGUCGGCUCCUCGUACAGAGACCUGGCGCCAGAGUUUCCAGUGGAGGUGAUACAGUGGGCCGCAGAUGCCUCCUUCGUGCCCCUCACCGCGUCUGCAUUUCUCCAACCCCGCGUGCAAGCACAGUGGGAAACCCUGUUCCCGCCCUCGGCCAACGCAGCCUUCCCCGCCGACGGCCUGGUGUACAAUUCGACCAGCGUAACGCACCAGCUGCACUGCGUGUACAUCAUGGGCAAGAUCUUCUCGUCGGUCGUGACGGGGGUGGCGGCGGAGGAUAUGCCCGAGCCCGGCGACUACGAGGCGCAUUUCUUGCACUGUGUGGAUUACAUGCGGCAGGCGGCCAUGUGUGCGGGGGAUGUGGCCAUUGAGCCGAGGGGGGAGAGGGAGGGGGAGAGGGGCGCGGUCAGCCUGGAGAAUGCGUUCAAUGGAAAACAUGUGUGCAAGGCAUAUGGCAGCGUAAGGGAGUAUUUGGAGCAGGAGCUGAGGGCGGGGAGGAGGGAUAUCCUGCCGUUGGAUGAUUAG
Messenger RNA from Paraphaeosphaeria sporulosa, 603 nucleotides. RefSeq lists its product as uncharacterized. The coding region runs from base 1 to 603 and encodes 200 amino acids. NCBI's taxonomy places the organism in Eukaryota, Fungi, Ascomycota, Dothideomycetes, Pleosporales, Didymosphaeriaceae. The record is from RefSeq and is a predicted model, not a curated record. The transcript has a single exon. Gene Ontology annotation, biological process: mycotoxin biosynthetic process.